AGAAAAUGGGCGCCUUGAUGCUAGGGAGCCAAUUGAUGCUGCGCAGCAUGGACCCAAAUGAGGCUGUUUGACAGGACUUCGGUGAAAAGAGCCUCAAUUUUGAUGAGUUGCUGAGGCGGGCAGGUUCCAGGUGCAUUUGCCCAGGGCAUCAAUUGGAUCACCUUCCUUAUGGCCCCCAAGGGCGCGAUGCCACGUCUGAAGGAGCUCAGGGCAACCUGGACAGAAGUAGACAGGGAGCAGCCUAUGCUGAAGCUGCUGAUCCCUGUUGUGGUGCUGGCUUGGCUACUGGAGAGGUUUUUGGUCCCCUUCUCUAAUUGGGUGCCCCUUGUGGCGGCAGUCUGGCUCGCAUUGGAAUUCAGCAGGGUCCGAACGCGUGCAGCAGUCGACCGCCUGAACCGCAAGUGGGAGCGCUUCCAUUUGUCCAAUGCUCUUGCGACCGCCCCCGAGACCACCCAGUGGCUGAACAAGCUGCUGCAGACGGUGUGGCCCAACUACUUGGAGCCCCGUCUGGUGCAGGAGUACCUGCGGAUUGUGCAGAAGCAGCUGAGGGAGAAGCGCCCAAAGAGCAUCCAAUCUAUCGAGGUGGAGGAGUUUUCGCUUGGCACGGCGCCCCCACAGAUGGGCUCCACAAAAACCUACUGGUCGAAUGACGCCACAGGAAAGGUUUCCUUGUACAUGGACUUUCUCUUUGACACCACCGACAUGAGCGUUGUUCUUGGGGCGAAGUUAGCGGGCCCGCUCAAGGGCAGGGCUGUUCGGUUGAUUGUGAGCCACGUCUUUGUCAAAGGCCAGUUGAAGUUCAUCCCCAUCUUGGACGGCCAGGCCGUCUUGUACAGCUUUGCAGACCCGCCCGAAGUGCACGUGGGGGUGGCGGUCGCAGGCGGAAGCUCCAGCUUGUCGCUGUCCGACCUACCAGGGGUUGCCACGUGGCUGGAGCGGCUGCUGUUGGAGGCGCUGGUGAAGACGAUGCUGGAGCCGCGGCGGCGCAUUCGCACCCUCCCCCUGCGGAACCUGCACAAGCACGCAGUCUCCGGAGUCCUCCAGGUCACCGUCGUUUCUGCGUCAGGGCUCCAGUCACUCACACCAGCCGGCUCCCAGGGCACGUGGCUAACAAAGAGGAAGUCGGACGCCGAGUCGCAGUCCGCUUCGGCUCCCCCAAGCCCCUACGUCGAGCUGAGCGUCGGCGGCCUGGCGCGGAAAACUAGGGUCGAGCGGGCGACGUUAGAGCCCCUAUGGGACGAGACGAUGGAGCUGCCACUGCACGGGAGUUUGUCCACUUUGUACGUGCGCGCCUACGAUGCGGGAGAGAGGAACGUGCGGCAGGCGCCCAUGGGCGAGGCGGAUCUCAAGAUCCAGUACGUGGCAGACGACUCGACGAUCUUCUAUGCUGUGGGCCGAGACGAGGCCGUGAUCGCCCACCGAGCGGAGUGCUGCGAGAAAGGCGUCGUCGUCACUCUUCCGCUGCUGGACAGCGCCUCCGGAGAGGUCACGCUGCGGCUGACGAUGAAAGAGUGGCAUUUCGCGGAGUCGGCCCCUGCUACCGCCGUGCCUGCCGUCCCCUCCAUGAGCAGAAUAGACAGCGUGUCGUUACUGACGGGGCGGACCAUUCGGGUGACGGUCGUCGGGGCGCGGGAGCUCAAGCCCGCCGACUACUCGGGGUUCAGCGACCCGUAUGUGAAGCUGCAGUACGGCAGUAUCACGCGCAAGACCAAGACGGUUGCCCAGAACCUGAACCCGAUCUGGAACGAGACGUUCGAGUUCAAGGAGCUCAGCGGCGGCGAGCACCUGCGGUUGCGCGUUUUCGACUCGGACAAGCUCCAAAUGGACCAGAGCCUGGGAGUCGCGCGUGUCAAUCUGCUGAAUUUGGUGGAGGGCAUGCAGCGCGAGGUGUGGGUUCCACUUGAGAAAGCGAACACGGGCGAGGUGCGGCUGCAACUAGAGGUGCUCGGAAAAGACUACGACCUUGCACGAGAAGCUGACGCCGUUGCGGCCAGCAACGCGCACGUGUCCACCGUCACUAAAUCAGAAGGCCCUGCGACAAUCGAGGUGACGCUGGUGGAGGCGCGCAACCUGAAGGCCGCCGACUGGAACGGCACAAGCGAUCCGUACGUGAGCGUCAAGUACGGCGCAGUGAAGCAGCGGUCAAAGGUCAUCUACAAGACGCUCACGCCGCAGUGGCACCAGACGCUCGAGUUCAAGGACUCCGGCGCAAAGCACCUCGCGCUGCACGUCAAGGAUUACAAUACGGUGAUGUCAUCCACGUCAAUCGGGCAUUGUCAGGUCAGCCUAGAAGGUUUGGAGGACAAUGCGACGCGAGACAUUUGGGCGACCCUGACGGGGGUCAAGAAGGGGGAGAUCCACCUUCAGAUCACACGGCGAGUCGCCACCAAGGUGGUCUCAACAGAAGCGGUCAAGCCGCCCUUGGAGAAACUGGCGCCGGAGGUCAUCGCCGCCAGCAAACUGCAAAUACAGACAGAUAAGAUGUACGCGCUUCUACAGCAAGCUCUCGCAUUGACCAGCGACGAGGAGCUGAAGACGGUCCUGGGAGAACUAGAGCAGGCGGAGGAGGAGCGGGGGGGCAUCGUCGCCCAGCUAGAAAAGGACAGAAACACGCUCGUGGCCAAAAUAAAAGAGUUCGAGCAGGUCAUAAUUGCGCACGGGGGAUUCGCCAGCGUCAUGCGGGCGCAGGCGGAUCGGGAUGUGCUCGUGGCCAAAGUGAAGCAGCUCGAGGAUGCCAUGAGUGGGCUGUGAGACGUGUUCCUAGUACCCUAAUACUGCAGACUGAUUUUGGCGGAAACUUUGUAUCUAUACAUAGCAGAGCGGAUGAGAAGGUAUGUGAACGGAGGACGCAGCGGAUUGACGUCUCUGCUGCACGUGCAUCCCACCUUGCUUUGUCUUGCACUACCCGUGUAAGCCAGGACAAGAUGAACUGAAGCUUGUAAAUUGCAGCCAAAAGCAAUAAGACUUGGGCCAACCAAAUCAUCCAAGCACCCGUCAAUAUAUAUUUGCUCCUGGUUUUCACUGUAAUGUGCCAGCACCCUGUC
This is a messenger RNA of Klebsormidium nitens, 3044 nucleotides long. The record is from the annotation of a GenBank genome assembly. NCBI's taxonomy places the organism in Eukaryota, Viridiplantae, Streptophyta, Klebsormidiophyceae, Klebsormidiales, Klebsormidiaceae.